Hemiscyllium ocellatum (epaulette shark) is the source of this 6260-nucleotide messenger RNA. Its product is annotated as transcriptional activator GLI3-like. Gene Ontology annotation, biological process: smoothened signaling pathway; regulation of transcription by RNA polymerase II. Bases 128 to 4915 code for a protein of 1595 amino acids. The record is from RefSeq and is a predicted model, not a curated record. Gene Ontology annotation, cellular component: nucleus. Lineage: Eukaryota; Metazoa; Chordata; Chondrichthyes; Orectolobiformes; Hemiscylliidae. Gene Ontology annotation, molecular function: RNA polymerase II cis-regulatory region sequence-specific DNA binding; DNA-binding transcription factor activity, RNA polymerase II-specific. The transcript has 15 exons.
AAGUUGUUGAACCCCGGAGUUGCAGGCGGGCAGCAGCACUGAAGGAGCGGGAGGAAUUCAGCUUUCCCUCCAACUCAACUCGCAGCAGUUGUGCUGGUGUUGAGAGCUGAGGUAAUGAAAAAUCACCAUGGAUGCCCAGUCACACAGUACUACUGCAGCUGAAAAGAAAAAAGUAGAGAAUUCCAUUGUAAAGGGAUCUUCUCGCACAGAUGUCAGUGAAAAAGCCAUAGCCUCCAGUACAACAUCCAAUGAGGAUGAAAUUCCUGGCACCUAUCACAGAGAGAGGAGAAACGCAAUCGCAAUGCAGCCACACACUGGUGGGCAAAGCUUGAAUAAAAUCAGUGAGGAGCCAUCAACAUCCAGUGAAGAUAGAUCUUCUCUAAUAAAGAAGGAGAUCCAUGGAUCUUUGUCACAUAUACCUGAGCCUUCCAUCCCAUACCGUGGGGCACUUUUUGCUAUGGACCCAAGGAAUGGCUACAUGGACCCACAUUAUCCUCCACACCCACUUUUCCCAUCUUUUCACCCGCCUGUUCCAAUUGAUGCCAGACACCAUGAGGGGCGUUACCAUUAUGACCCAUCACCUCUCGCUCCAGUGCACAUGCCUCCUUCCCUUUCAGGUAGUCAAGCAUUUUCCGACAUCUCGCUCAUCAGAAUUUCCCCACAAAGAACCCCUGUUGGCACGACAGAACCAGUGUUUAACCCACCACACCCAUACAUUAACCCGUAUAUGGACUACAUUAGGUCUCUACACAGCAGCCCCUCUCUGUCAAUGAUUUCUGCAGCCAGGGGACUCAGCCCGACUGACGUACCACAUACUGGAGUCAGCCCAGCAGAAUAUUACCACCACCAGAUGGCUCUGUUGGCUGGCCAUCGCAGUCCGUAUGGUGACAUUCUUCCUCCAGCUGGCACAGCUACCGCGGGUGCUCUUCACAUGGAAUAUCUGCACACAAUGGAGGGAUCUCGAUUCUCCAGUCCACGAUUGUCAACCAGGCCAAGUCGAAAGCGAUCAUUGUCCAUAUCUCCAUUGUCUGAUCCCAACUUUGACCUACAGACUAUGAUCAGAACUUCUCCAAACUCUUUGGUCACCAUACUCAAUAACUCCCGUAGCAGUUCCUCUACCAGUGGCUCCUAUGGUCAUUUAGCUGCUGGUGCAAUAAGUCCUGCUCUCAGCUUUCCAUACCCUGCCACGCCAGUUGCCAUCCAACAAAUGCACCACCAGAUAAUGAGCCGUCAACAAACUCUGGGCUCUGCCUUUGGCCACAGUCCUCCUCUUAUCCAUCCUGCUCCAACAUUUGCUCCUCAGCGUCAUAUCUCUGGCUUAUCCACUGUAUUGACCUCUGCACAGAUCACCUCUUGUCCAUCUGAAUCUGCACAGAGUAAACCUACUAGUGAGUCUGCAGUGAGUAGCACAGGUGACCCAAUGCAAAAUAAACGCUCAAGGAUUAAACCUGAUGAAGAACUGCCGAGCCCAGGUGCUGGAAAUGAACAGGAACAGCCAGAAGGAAUAACAUUGGUCAAAGAUGAGGUGGACAAAGAUGAAAGCAAGCAAGAGCCGGAAGUGGUUUAUGAGACAAACUGCCAUUGGGAAGGAUGCGCAAGAGAAUUUGACACGCAAGAACAGCUAGUCCAUCAUAUAAAUAAUGAUCAUAUCCACGGAGAGAAGAAGGAGUUUGUGUGCCGAUGGCAGGAUUGUUCUCGGGAGCAGAAGCCAUUUAAAGCCCAGUACAUGCUCGUGGUGCAUAUGAGGCGGCACACUGGAGAGAAGCCACACAAAUGCACUUUUGAAGGCUGCGCAAAGGCCUACUCCAGACUGGAAAACUUGAAAACACAUCUGCGGUCUCACACUGGAGAAAAGCCAUAUGUCUGCGAACAUGAGGGUUGUAACAAGGCAUUCUCCAAUGCAUCUGAUCGGGCAAAACAUCAGAACAGAACACAUUCAAACGAGAAACCUUACGUUUGUAAAAUUCCUGGCUGCACAAAGCGUUAUACUGAUCCCAGUUCCCUUCGAAAACAUGUCAAAACAGUCCAUGGCCCUGAGGCUCAUAUCACGAAGAAACAGCGAGGAGAUAUCCACCCAAGACCACCACCACCCAGGGACUCAGGCAACAACUCCCGGUCUAAAUCACCUGGGCAGCAACAGGCUGAGUUAAACAACACUACCUCAAAACGGGAAGAAUGCCUUCAAGUUAAGGCCAUAAAGACAGAGAAGCCAAUGACAUCUCAGCCAAGCCCUGGUGGUCAGUCUUCAUGCAGCAGUGAACCGUCCCCCUUCAGCAACCACUCCAACAGUGGGAUCGAGCUUAAUCUGAAUAGCGGAGGCAGUGUGGGAGAUCUCAGUGCCAUUGAUGAGGCACCAAUUAUGGACUCUACAGUUUCUACAGCAACUUCAGCAUUGGGCCUGCAAGCCAGAAGAAAUUUGACAGGGACCAGGUGGAUGGAGCAGCUAAAGGUGGAAAGGUUGAAACAAGUCAAUGGACUUCUUCCCAGAGUCAACAACAUUCCAGCUACCAAAAACACAACCUUGCCUCCUAUAACAGGAAGUGGUUCUCAGCUGGACAGCUCGAGUGUUGGAGGGUCCAUGACUAUCCUGCCAAACAGAAAUGAACUUUCAAAUGCAGAAGUCACAAUGUUAAAGAAGCUAAAUGAGAGACGUGACAGCACCACCAGUACCAUUAGCUCCGCCUACAUGAGCAGCCGCAGGUCUUCUGGCAUUUCACCAUAUCUAUCAAGUAGAAGGUCCAGUGAGGUCUCCCAGGCUGAAAGCCGACCAAACAACCUGAGUGUUACUGAUUCCUAUGACCCCAUCUCAACGGAUGCAUCCAGGCGGUCAAGUGAUGCCAGCCAAUGUGGUGGGCUACCUGGGCUACUGAGCCUUACUCCAGCACAGCAUUAUCGGCUGAAGGCCAAAUAUGCUGCAGCCACGGGUGGACCACCACCAACUCCAUUGCCGAACAUGGAGCGGAUGAGCCUAAAGACAAGGAUGUCCCUGUUAGGUGACUGCAGAGACAGUCGAGUAUUUCCCUUGCCUCAGGCAAAUAUUUCUCGAAGAUGCAGUGAUGGGGGACCGAAUGGAUACGGCCGGAGGCCCUUGUUGCCUCACGAUGUACCAGGCAACGGAAUAAGAAGAGCCAGUGAUCCUGUGAGAACUGUGAUGGAUCCCCUCUCUUUACCCCGGGUACAUCGUUUUAACAGUCUUAACAAUGUUAACCCUCUCCCUGUGCCUCCUUCGAUGGAACAACGUAAUCUGAGUCUUCAGAACUACACUCGAUCCGAUGGAAACCUCCAUCGGAAUACCUAUUCUCCUUGCCCUCCUAGUAUUAGUGAAAAUGUUGCCCUGGAGGCCAUGGCUAUGGAAACUUAUGGCCAUAUUGAUGAGGAUAUCUUGCCAGAUGAUGUUGUUCAGUACAUUAGCUCGCAAAAUAAUAAAGUAGGCAAUCUCUUCCAGAGUGAAAUAAAUAUGUCAAGCCAGGAAACAUAUGACCAUCUGUCAGGCCUGCCAGCCAAUGAAUUACAGCAAGAUAUAGCAGGAUCCAUGCCCUCUUUUGACCAGUCUCAUUCAGCGAACCAGCAGUACCACAGCCCACAGAUGAACUCUGAAACAAAUAAGGAUGAUCUACCAAUUCAAUGGAAUGAAGUAAGCUCAGGAAGUGUUGACAUGUCACCUCAAAAGCAGAAGUAUGAGCAGCAAGCUGUGGGUUCAGUGCAGCAAAGUCGGUCACUUGGUAUAUUUAACACAACAAACCCUCAACAGAACCUAUCAGUGGUUCAACAGAAUGUUUAUGCAGGUCAGCCAAAUGGUUAUCACCAAUAUAUGGAAGAAACUUCAUAUGGUGUUCAGUACAAUAUGAUGACUACAGGUAACUCUUUGAACCCCUCAACAAGCAAAGGACAGGAGCUUAAACGAAACCCAAGCAGACAGAUGUUUGCCUCUGCAGUCAUGGAUUUCCCUUAUGCUGCAAAUUUACCAAACCAAGAAGUGGAGUUGAACAGUUCACAUGUUAAUAACAGCCCAGCAGCACGCACACUUUCUUCAAUGCCAACAGGUCAUGAAACCACGAAGAUGACCAAUGGGAUGCAAAACCGAAAUAUGAUGGUGCAGAAUUUCAUUCAGUGUCAGCAAGCUGACAGUCACCAAAUGAUGGAAGGGUUACAUUUCCAUGAUAUAAAUAGACCUGCUCAGACAAAUAUCAAUGGUUCAGGCAUCAAUGAAUCAGGUAAUCAGCCAUCUCAACCUGCUGUGUUUCUAGGGCUUCAUGGUUCUCAACAAAUUUCUCAUAAUCCAGGAAGUCUACAAUUCGGAUCAUAUAUAGCAAAGGCUCAUCAAAUAUAUGCAAAUCACAAUGCCAACAAACAGACAAGUCUGUUGGCGAAUCGUGCACCACACCAACACAGCAAUGUAGGUAAUAACCAAAUGUCCAGGAUGACCAGUAUUAAAACAGAGAUGCAAGAUCAGCAGCAGGCCAUGCACAAUUCGUGCUCCAAUUUACAAUAUUAUAUCAGUCAAGAUUAUAAUCAAAAUUCUAACUUCAAACAACAAGCCAUGAAAACUGUCUCAUUCACUGGUCAGGAGACUGACUGCCAGCUGCAGCAGGCUGGCCAAUCUAAGUCUUCUGAGCUGCUUUCCCCAGGAUCCAAUCAAGUGACUAGCACUGUUGACAGCAAUAGACUAGAUACUGUACAGAUUGAUUUUGAUGCAAUCCUAGAUGAUGGAGACCAUGGCAGCUUCAUUUCAGGAGCCCUGAGUCCAAGCAUUCUGCAGAACCUCUCCCAGACUUCUUCUCGCCUCAAUACGCCACGUACAUCUCUCACAUUCCACAGUAUGCCUGUGAGCACUACAAAUAUGGCCAUUGGCGACAUGACCUCUUUGCUGACUUCACUUGCAGAAGAAAGCAAAUUCCUAACAGUUAUGCCAUAAAGAUCUGAAAACUGAGUAUAUGGACAAGGUUCUUUCUUUCUUUAGCCACCAAUGUACUUUUUUUAAAAAACUAUUACAUCCCAGCUAAAGGAUGCAUUCCAUUAUAUCCCUGUUAUGGGAUAAAGAUGUCUAAAUUUAGGUAUCCCCACACCAUACUUGGAAGUAUGUGUUUUCCACUGCAGUGACAUUUUGAACUUGAACAACAUCAGUGUUUUAUUUUAUGUUCGCAACUGCGUUUUCUUUACUCUGUUUACUGAAAAAAUGAGCUGAGGUAAAUGUUUAAUAUGCAUGUUUAGAACACUAUAUAAGGCCAAACGCAAGCACUGUUUCCUGUAGUUAUUGUAAUUACCACAAGUUUUGUGCAUUUUGUCAUAUGUGUUGGCAUUUUCACAAGUGGUGUUUUACCUUGUGGUAGGUUUUUACAAAUGACUGUCCUUGUGAAACUGUUGACUAAUAUGACCAGCUUUUUAAUCAAAGCCAAGAAAAGUCUUUUACUCAGGUAGGUCUUUUAAUUGAUAUUAAUAAUCUGUUGACCUACAGAUGUUUUAAAACUGAUGUGAAGGCUUUGUAGCCAGAAUGCUUGACUGUCUUUUUAUUGAAGAUAAUGGGUCAAACAGUUUUACUGUUUUAACUUGUUUUAUUUGUAAUGUUUUCUUUUGUUUUUGUUCAGUUCUGUCAGGAAAGCCAUACAGAGACAGGUACUAGUUUUUUAGAACAUUUAUUUUAGAGUUUAUUUGGCUCUAUAGUACUGUAUGUAACUCUAAAGUAGCUGUGAUCAUUCUAAGUUAGUUUAGUAAACUUGAACGUAUUGGUUGUCCUUCAUGAGAAACAGCAUGUUAUUUGCUGAAUGUUUUUAAGGUAUGUGCCUUAUUUUUUUGUCAGUUUUACACAUAGGGACCAACGAUACUGCCAAAAUUCCGACUUGAUAGCUUUGCUUGAUGUUAAACGAUUAGCACUCUAUUGUUUAGUAUUUCAUGUUUGAGAUGUCACUCAGACAGCUUAGAACUUGUAUACUAAAGCUUAUUACUUCUUUGGUUUAAAACCCUUUACGGUACAUCUUGUAAAAUACACACAGUACCUUCAAUAUUUUUCAGUAUUUUUUAGAUUUUUUUUGGUGCAAACAUUGAUAAAGUGUAAUCUUCUUAAUGUAAAUAUCUACAUGUAGAAUUAGCAGUGCCAUGAUGAAUUUCAUUGAUGGCUUUGGCAUUUUUAAACACUGCCGAGGUUUCAAGUAACUUUUACUCAGACUGAAUACUCUACAUCAGUGUAUGUGUACAUGGUACUUUUGCUUUGAGAACCACUUAGCUGUUGUGCAACCGAGGAACAACUAUUUGUACCAUUUUAA